This is a messenger RNA of Anguilla anguilla (European eel), 2110 nucleotides long. RefSeq names its product DTW domain containing 2 (gene dtwd2). The transcript has 6 exons. The coding region runs from base 40 to 909 and encodes 289 amino acids. Lineage: Eukaryota; Metazoa; Chordata; Actinopteri; Anguilliformes; Anguillidae. The record is from RefSeq and is a predicted model, not a curated record.
UGCGUGCGCGUGUCGGCGCUUUUCAGACGUCCCAGUGUCAUGGAUACACAAUGCGGGGAUCUCUCUGCUCUAAGUAUCUCUGACGAGUAUCCUUCUACAGGUUCUGUUGAGCCAGUUCACAGUGCGGGCACGCCGCAGGGAGAGGGAGAGGACAAUGCGGGUGGAUUUGGGGAAUUAGCAGAGUUGCCUAUUGAAAUAAACGAGAGACGUCCUACUUGUUUACGGUGUGGUCGCCCCCAGAAGGUGUGCUUGUGUCCCUUUCUGCCAGUGCGCCCCCUGGAGGUGUCCACAAGCCUUUACAUCGUACAGCACCCUGCAGAAGAGAGCCGAGUGCUUCGCACGGUGCCUCUGCUGGCCGCGUGUCUUCCUCCUGAAAGAUGCAGGGUUUUUGUUGGAAGGCGAUUUAACGAGGAGAGGAACCCCGAGCUGGCGGCCGUGUGCCAGGACCCCAGAACCCUAAUCCUGUACCCGGGCUCGGAGGCGGAGAACCUGGAGGACCUGAGCGUGGACUUCGCGGCUGCCGCCCACAGCGUCAUCAUCAUCGACGGGACGUGGAGUCAGGCCAAGGACAUGUUCCACAGGAACGCGCUCUUUCGCUCGCCCAAGCAGGUGCAGCUGAAUAGCUCUGUCUCCAGUCAGUAUGUGAUCAGGACUCAGCCUACCAACAUGUGCCUGUCCACUCUGGAGUGUGCGGCUGUCACCUUGGCAAUAAUGGAGAAGAACAAAGCCAUCGAGGAGCUGCUCCUGAGGCCUCUGCAGGCUCUCUGCUCCUUCCAGCUGCAGCACGGGGCCCAGGUGCACCACAGCAAGGAGCACCUGCUGAGGAACGGCCUGUACCACAAGCCCAUGCCCAAAAACAAGCGCAAGAUCAAGAGGAUGGAGCGCCUCGUCACCAAUCAGAACAUUUAGGGGUGGAGGGGGCGGGCCCUCCUCCCUGUCCACACCGUUGCCGUGUGACUGUGGGAACCAGUCAGGUCCCAUAAUAGCUGCGAUCCAGUAAUUACAGUUUUUCAUAAAACAAAACAAACACAAACUCUCAGGCAGCCCCUAAUGCACAGACAUUACCUCUGUUCACACGACACGGAUAAACUCUAGACAAUGCACUCUAAGGUUUUAAUGAAAGGGGGACUCCAGCCAAAAAUCAUUAUUUAUUGUUGGUGCCUCCUUAAGAGUAAUCUCUCAUUUCUAAUGUGUCACAUAUAAUAAUUUAAGCCAACAACAACAAAAAUAUAUACAGAACCCCCCCCCCCCCCCCCAAGCAAUGAUGUCACGUAAACAUAAUGGAGGCCGAGGUCUGGUUGAAACUAAAACGAAACUUAACAUCUUUAGUCACGUCUUAAAUGUUGUGAUUGCGAAAUUGAGAAAACAAUCACCCUUAUGCCAAUACACGGUGUUCUCCAGCCAAAAAGACAUCUGCAUUCAUGCAAAUGAUGAAAAGUGUUACAUCCCGGUGACAUCAAUUCAAAUGGUCUUUUUGCAGAUACAGAUGAGAGAUUUGGUUUUGACUGGUCACACCAGUUACUCUGGAGGCAAGACAAAAAAAUUAUAAUAUUUUGGUAGUGUUCAGACUAAGAAUCUGUUAGUAAGUACACCUGCAGAGCAGGAGAUGAGGAAAAACGUUUUUUGUUGUUUUUUUUGUUGUUGUUUUUUUACAGAAUAAAAAAAGAAACCUGUCUAAAAAAAACUACCCUUGGUAUCUUAAAACUUUAAUGUUAAAGUAUUUCACUGAAAUAACUGGACAAAUUAAGCUUCAGUCAGCCUUCAAAAAUGGGGGUGAAGCAGUCGAUCAGUCUAACUUGUGCAUCACUGUGAGGUUUUCACACACUGGGCGUUCACAGUGGACAUUUUCCGGAGGGAAGUUAAGUCAUCUUUGAGCCAGUGUGGAGAAAAACUGGAAAACGAAUCCGGUAAGUCAGAGCAGCCAUUAAUAAGAACAUCGGUUUUGAAAUUCAGUUUUUUCUUUCUUUGGCCUUGUCUUACAUAAUCAUCAUUGUUCUCUUCAGUCUUGAAAUACCUAUUUUGAAAUGAUCUGUUUACUGGCCUAGCAACAGAUUGCUUUACUUCCGAUUGUCGAUUAGAGAAGAGGUCUUCCGAUGACAGGUGGCUGGCG